Messenger RNA from Perkinsus marinus ATCC 50983, 222 nucleotides. RefSeq lists its product as hypothetical. The transcript is spliced from 2 exons. Lineage: Eukaryota; Perkinsozoa; Perkinsida; Perkinsidae. The record is from RefSeq and is a predicted model, not a curated record. The coding region runs from base 1 to 222 and encodes 73 amino acids.
AUGCCUAUAAUACUGAGUAUGCAACAUGUUCUUACUCCUACUCCUGCUGUUGCUGCUACUGGUGGUGCUCACUCCUUCUCUCAGCUGUUCAUAGUCGUCAUCCUCACUUUACUGAAAGGGAAAUUGGUGCGAUUAAGACAGGGCAACACCAAGAUGGACACAUUAUCAGGAGUCUUCAACACAUCCUACCUUUUAAGGUUCAAUUACCUAAUCUCCCACUAA